AUGCUUACUCUUUUUUUGAUCGUCGUCCUCAUCUGGGCAAUACUCGUGCAGCCAUUGAUCUCUUAUUUCAUGGACCGUAAGAGCCUCCGGAAAUUUCCGGCGCCGUCUCUCGCUGGCUUUACAUCCCUAUGGCGCAUCUGGCACAAUCUUCAGAACAGGCACUAUCUCGCCAUCCACCAUGCUCACAAGCAACUCGGUAGCCAUGUCCGCAUCGCGCCAAACCACAUUUCCGUUUUGGGCGCAGACGCCGUGAUCGACAUUUACGGACACGGUGCAGGGAUGCUCAAAGAUGCUUGGUACGACGGUGGGGCGGGCGACUUCAGGCACAUGGCCGAUGUACGGGUCAAGACCGAGCAUCAAGCCAAGAGAAAGCUCCUUGCACACGUUUUUGCACAAAAGACCAUCGCCAACCUUGAGCCCGUCGUGGCGGACACCAUCUCCACGCUGAUGGCACAAGUCGACCGGCAUAUCAGCGCUGGCAAGACGAUCAAUAUGAGGCGAUUUAUGAACUAUUUCACCAUCGAUCUAUUCGGCAAGCUGCUUUACUCGCGUCACCUGGGUUGCCUAGAACGAGGCGACGAUAUCGUGACCGCUGAGACGCCUGAUGGUAGAACCUACACGGCUCCAUUCAUCCAGUCCCUGCUCGACGCCACGGUCAUCAACACUGCUCUGGGCAUGGAAGCAGGGCUCUUGCCAGUGACUCGGUUCUUACUGGCGUGGCACCCGUACAAGAAAGCCGGCGCCGAUUUCGAAAACAUCAUCCGCCAUAAUACGCAGUGUCGCUUGCGAGACCAGACGGCCCAGGACGACAUCUUCUCCAAACUAGUGAAAGAUAACAAAGGAUGUGACCUUAAUCUCCCAGUUGGCGAGAUUCUUGCAGAGUGUUCUGUCAUGAUGAACGCUGGGACGGAGACCACGACUGCUACAUUCACCAAUGCGCUCUUCCUCCUGUACAAACACCCGUCCGUUCUCGCGAAGUUGCGCAAGGAACUCGACGGCGCGUGCGGGGACGCGGAGGUACUGAGCUACGAGACCGUCAGUAAAUUGACAUAUCUCCGUGCUUGCGUCGAGGAAUCUCUACGGGUAAGACCAGCAUCAUCCUUUGGCCUCCCUCGAGUGAUACCCGAUGGUGGACGAAUGGUGGGAGGCAUAUGGAUAGAUGAGGGCGUGACCGUUUCGGUGCCGACUUACAGCAUGUUGAAGGAUGAAGAGGCAUUCGAACAAGCUGAUACUUUCAUCCCGGAGCGUUGGAUCACAGAAGAUAAGGAGAAAAAGGAAAGGAUGAUGAGGAACCACCUGCCGUUUAGUUUCGGUCCUCGAGCUUGCAUCGGGCGCAAUAUUGCUUAUUUCGAGCAGCUCCUGGUCCUCGCGAGCCUGGUGAGGGCUUUCGAUUUCGAGAUACCUGAGGGUUUCGAAAUGCAGACUAUCGAGCGGUUCAACUCGAAUCCAGGGGACUUAGUUGUCAAGGCAAGACGGAGAGCCAGAUUCUCCAGAAUGCUAGAUUACCACCCUUUCCAACCCGAGUCGUACGAUGCUGGCACGCUAGGGUCUAAGCUAUCAGCAAUAAAGCAGUCCACGCGAUCGAGGUCCCAUUCCGACCCCAACACCGCAGACAGGUCGGAAGAGGGAUGGAAGUCCCCAAGCACACUCUGGCUGUUUGGGAGAGCCUCGAAGCUUCCCACAGUACUAUCAGUCACGGACGUCUCGGUCCCCGGCCGCGUUGGCAUCCCUGGCGCCGACAAGAGACUUCCACGUAACGGCCGAAGCAUUGAUUGA
This is a messenger RNA of Diaporthe amygdali, 1776 nucleotides long. RefSeq names its product cytochrome P450. Gene Ontology annotation, molecular function: heme binding; oxidoreductase activity, acting on paired donors, with incorporation or reduction of molecular oxygen; iron ion binding. The coding region runs from base 1 to 1776 and encodes 591 amino acids. The transcript is spliced from 3 exons. The record is from RefSeq and is a predicted model, not a curated record. NCBI's taxonomy places the organism in Eukaryota, Fungi, Ascomycota, Sordariomycetes, Diaporthales, Diaporthaceae.